Molecule: messenger RNA, 633 nt
Organism: Zychaea mexicana
Lineage: Eukaryota; Fungi; Mucoromycota; Mucoromycetes; Mucorales; Lichtheimiaceae
Exons: 4
Coding region: 13-633 (206 amino acids)
Source: RefSeq, a predicted model, not a curated record
CUACCCGUAAAAAUGAUAGCCGAGAUUUCCAGCUCAAACACUACUUCCACUACUGUAUAUCCCUCCAACAAACUAUCUCAGGUCCUUGCUCACUGGUUCAUCCUCCAUUCCGAGGCUACUGGUGACAUGGUUGACAGGUUAGAGGCUUCUUUGUCCGAGGCACUUGAAUUACAUCCUCCAGUUACGGUCACGGUACACAUCAAUGACGAUGGUAGCGCGUAUAUUGCUAUGGACGAUGAGAACCGGUCAGGCACACCGUUCAUCUUCGAAAUGAAAGACUUUCCAUACAGUGGUGGUAUAUCUGAAGAUUUGGCUCCAAGAGCAUGUACACUUGCAUUCUCUUGCGGAACCAUUGCUGUUGUCUGCUCGUUGCACUAUUUCAUCGCUGAUUUACGUGGUCUGCUGGAUUUCGUUGAAGUAUGGGCUCAGCUUGCUCCACGAGACAACCUGCUUUCUCCCACAUCGGAGGCAGGAGGCAAAGUGGCUCUCACCAUCCGAAACGGUUUGGGCGCUCAGAACUCGGAAAAGACUAUUGCUGAUUAUAUCAGCUUCUUCGAAUAUCGGAAGGGCAUCGAUUUAAAUACCUGGAUGGUGGAUGCCAUCAGCAGCAGCUACUGUCGAUUUGAUCUCUAA